CAUGAGGCUUGCAUGAGGCUUGCUCAUGCAAGACUAACAGGUCACAUACAAGGGGGAACGCAUAUUAGGUGGAUUGGGAAGUCUGUAACCUCUAACUUCUUUGGCCAGUUAUGAAAGGAGAAGGGACAACACAUCAGGAAGAAUAAAAAAGAGGCUGUGAUUUCAGAUGGAUUGAGGGAAAAUGUCUCCAGUUGAAUCUCCCUUUGUUUGAAUAAAGGGAGCUCUCUUUUGCCUCUUUUUGGGAUUGUAUGGAUCUGUUGAGUCCCAGCCUGAAUCACUGAUUGCACAGCUGGGGAAAGGUCCUUGUCAGCCCUGAGAGCACAAAGCAAGGCAAUUAAGCUGUGUGCCUGGAAGGGGCGGAGCCUGGCUGCACCUCUCCUAGACCCCGUUUAAGGGCUGACUGCUAGCAUGAGGGGAUCUCUUGUUGAAAAUUCCUGCUCUGUGGAGCUUCUACAGUGAGCCUAGAUCCUUGGACAGAGGAGUUGGCCUUACUAUAAAUUGACAUUGUCUGAUCUGCUGUUGAGGGUGAAGACUGCGUUCCUAGAAAGGGAUGUGGGCUCCUGUUCUUCAGCCUUCUGCUUCUUAGAGGUGACAGAUGGAUGCUGUUCCAGCAUGGGUGUGCCCUACGCAUCAGUGCCUGUGGUAUAUGAGGUGGAGGUCAGGUGCCAUUUGGGACUGAGAAGUAACGCUGUGCCAGCCCCUUCACUAGAGACAAGAACGAAUCAAGCUGCCGACCGCUCGCCCAAAUCAUCCUGUGUUGAGGUGAAAUAGAUGCAUGCUCCUUGAAGGAUGAAUCGUUGGGCAAAAAACCAGCAAUCUCUCCAACUUGUAGAAGGCUUCUCCAUAUCUGUAUUUUUAAUUGUUCCAGCUUUGGGUACUGCAUGUUGGAAAUCCUGUCCUUUCACGUGAGAGCGUCUUAUGAAGAAUUCUGAUCUUGAUUUACAGAGUGAGUUACUUCCUUGCUGAAAAAGCGGACUGAUGCGUGGUAGAAUUAUAUGCAAGCACUAAGGUUAAAAGUAUUGGGGAACAGUCCAGUGCUGCCCUCUGAGAUGGCUUUGAAACCCCAGAAGUCACGUCUGUGUUUGCAUGGGCAUCCAUUGAGAGGUCUGUUUGCUGCUUGUGGUUAAUGGGGCCAAACAGCAGCAGGUGAAAGCACUCUGCAUGGUUCCUCACUGUCUCCAGAUCCCUUUGGCUGAGGGAGAAUUGACUCCAGCCCAGGUGAACCUGCCAGACAAAUAGCAGAAGGUAAAGUGCAGCGGAAGCAUCGCGUCUUGGAUCCCAGCACAGGGCUGGAGCCUGCUGACAUCCUGAGCAGCGUGAGAAGUCACUGCCUGGGAGCUGGGGGAGGCCAAGGGGGAUGAAUUCAGGAGAGAAAAAAGGCAUCCCUUUUCCUGUGCUCACCCAGAGAACGCAGGAAAAUAAAAUCAGUGUGGAGUGUGCUGAAGAAAAAUAUCCAGGUCAGGUGGAUUAGAAAGAGAUCCGGUACCAAAUACACAGGGACCAGGUGUUGUUUUUUCAAUGCUCUGUGCUCAUUGCAAGAAAAUCCACCCCAUAAACAUAGAACAAUAGAUGGAAGGCAGAAGGGUCCGGGGAGGGAUGGUGGUAAGCGAGGCAAUGCUGUAUCUUUAAUUUUCUUUUCUGAAGGAAGAAAGUCUGCAUAGCAAUGACAGGAGCACUUGUUCAUGCCUUUAAUGUGUGAUCUGUUUUCUCCAGUGGAGGGCACUCAGUGUAUCACAAACUAGAACAUUAGCACCAACAAGCUCCAAAGCAUCAUCACUCUCUGGAAAGCCUUCUGAAUUAGACAGGAGCUGCCUCUCAGCACAGCUACAAAACACUUUAAACCUGACCAGCUAAAUGGAUAAAGCUAUCCUGCACAGUCUUUAACUGGGGGGUUACACGGCACGGGAGGCCUGCCUGCUUCGGGAGCUGGGAGCUGGAGAUGGAUUGCUGUGUCUGGGAAUGGCAAAAGGCAGCAGAAUGAGAGAUGCUAGGGAACUUUGUGUGGGGCUCUGGCAUGCACGCUGGAUGGCGGUGAUGCGAGCGGCAGCCGUGCUGUGACAUGAAGAUUUUGAUGGUUUAAGGAAAAGAGCAGUUUUAAAAAGAAGAGAGAGGCAAAGGGGAAAAAGGCAAAAAGGGGAAGAGAGAGCAAAGAAAACAGCUGGCGAGAGGAAGAGGAGGACGGUUGUUGGUGACAAAAGGAUGGGUUUCCAUUUAAUUAAGCAGCUGAGGGGCAUGAGUGUGGUGUUAGUGCUACUUCCUGUGGUGCUGCUUGUUGUGCUUGCGGGGGCUCAGCGAGCUUGCCCCAAGAACUGCAGAUGCGAUGGCAAGAUUGUGUACUGCGAAUCUCACGCGUUCAGAGACAUCCCUCAGAAUAUUUCUGGAGGGUCUCAAGGCUUAUCGUUGCGGUACAACAGCAUUCAGAAGCUUAAAUCGAAUCAGUUUGCGGGCCUCAAUCAGCUCAUAUGGCUUUAUCUUGACCAUAAUUACAUCAACUCCGUGGAUGAGGAUGCAUUUCAGGGGAUCCGCAGGCUGAAGGAAUUAAUUCUGAGCUCCAACAAAAUUACCCAUCUGCACAACAAAACGUUUCACCCAGUCCCCAACCUCCGCAACCUGGACCUCUCGUACAACAAGUUGCAGGUGCUGCAGUCUGAGCAGUUCAAAGGCCUUCGUAAGCUCUUGAUCUUGCAUUUGCGGUCUAACUCACUGAAAUCCGUCCCGAUCCGAGUUUUCCAAGACUGCCGUAACCUCGAUUUUCUGGAUUUGGGCUACAAUCGCCUGCGGAGCUUAUCCCGAAAUGCUUUCGCUGGCCUUUUGAAGUUGACGGAGCUCCAUUUGGAGCACAACCAGUUUUCUAAGAUCAAUUUCGCCCACUUCCCACGCCUCUUCAACCUUCGCUCAAUUUACUUGCAGUGGAAUAGGAUCCGGUCUAUCAGCCAAGGGUUAACGUGGACUUGGAGUUCCUUGCACAACUUGGAUUUAUCAGGAAAUGACAUUACAGGGAUAGAGCCUGGGACGUUCCAGUGCCUCCCCAACCUACAAAAGUUGAACCUGGAUUCCAACAAACUCACCAACAUCUCUCAGGAGACCAUCAAUACAUGGAUCUCACUCAUCUCCAUCACUCUAUCCGGAAAUAUGUGGGAAUGUACUCGAAGCAUUUGCCCUCUGUUCACUUGGCUUAAGAAUUUCAAGGGAAAUAAAGAAACCACUAUGAUAUGUGCAGGCCCUAAACAAAUCCAGGGUGAAAAAGUGAGCGAUGCUGUGGAGACAUACAAUAUCUGUGCCGAAAUCCAGGUGGUGGUUACUGAAAGAUCAUAUCAGGCUCCCAGAACCCCCCAGAGACCUGUCUUUAUUCCUAAGCCUACCGUUUCCAAACUUGAAAGCAAUCAGCCAACGUCUGUGGUGCCAAGCCCCUCCACUGACCUCCCAACACCUGCAGUGGAACCCGAAUACGAGCACGUUUCCUUUCACAAAAUCAUUGCUGGGAGCGUGGCCCUCUUUCUUUCCGUGGCCAUGAUUUUGUUGGUUAUCUACGUGUCAUGGAAGCGCUAUCCAGCCAGCAUGAAGCAGCUCCAGCAGCACUCACUCAUGAAGAGGCGCAGGAAAAAGGCCAGGGAGUCUGAAAGGCAAAUGAACUCCCCUUUACAGGAGUAUUACGUGGACUACAAGCCAACAAACUCUGAGACCAUGGAUGUAUCCGUUAAUGGAUCUGGGCCCUGCACGUAUACCAUCUCUGGCUCCAGGGAAUGUGAGGUCCCUCACCACAUGAAGACUUUACCCUACUACAGCUACGACCAACCAGUGAUCAGCUACUGCCAAGCCCACAAACCCCUCCACGUCAACAAGGGCUACGACAGCAUGGCCCGAGAGCAGCCAGAGCCCACCAACCUGGAACUCAGUCGGGACCACAGCUUCAUAGCCACAAUCGCACGCUCAGCGGCUCCGGCCAUCUACAUUGAGAGAAUACCAAAUUAGGGCCGGAGGCAGCGGGGAGCUCUUCCGAAGGACCUUUCAGCUCAGAAGAGAGCAGGGCCAGGAGCUAAAAUCCACCGUUCCACUUCGAGAUGUUCCAACACAGACCACGGGAAGGGGAUAAAGCAGACCCCGCAGACUGGAAAUGCUGUCUUGCAGUACACACUGAGAACUUCAGGAUUUUCUUUGCUUUAAACUUUCGAACAAAUUCCUCAAUGUAAAUAUUAAAGAGAGAUUGUUGAGUUCUUAUUAAAAAAAAAAAAAAAAAUAGAUUUCACUCUAGCUACAUAAAGGGAUGGAUUAAGAGUUUUGUUUGUAUAUUUGAUUUUUCUACAUUGCACGGUUCCAGGGAAGGAGAACCACAGGUAAAAAAUA
This is a messenger RNA of Lagopus leucura (white-tailed ptarmigan), 4344 nucleotides long. It is a transcript of the gene LRRTM4, whose product is annotated as leucine rich repeat transmembrane neuronal 4. The record is from RefSeq and is a predicted model, not a curated record. The transcript has 11 exons. The coding region runs from base 2200 to 3972 and encodes 590 amino acids. Lineage: Eukaryota; Metazoa; Chordata; Aves; Galliformes; Phasianidae. Gene Ontology annotation, molecular function: protein binding.